AUGAAGUUCUUCUGUCUGACGUUCAUAUCCAUAUUCUUCAGCUUCUUAGCUUCAGUAAAUGCAUCGAUGUAUUUUCAUUGCCCGAGUGAAGCUUUAAUCUUGUAUGACGAUGUUAUGCAAAGAGCACAAGAAAUGUAUCUUAAAGUGAGAUUGUUUGACGCCAACACACAACUCGGCCAAAACACGGUAGAUGACAUCACUAUUUCUGGUAGUGUGGAGAGUGGAGACUUGUCUUACACUGGCCCGUUUUUUCCGUACUUUCAAACCUCACACAAAUACAGUAUUUUUAUAAAUGGAAUCACGACAGACAUGUACUUAAGUGAGACUACAGGAAGUUCAACUCAAGAUUGUACUAUGGGACCACCUGAAAGCCACCCACCAUCAAACAGAGUAUCUGAUUGGACAUCACUUGGUGGUUAG
Molecule: messenger RNA, 420 nt
Organism: Blumeria graminis f. sp. triticale
Lineage: Eukaryota; Fungi; Ascomycota; Leotiomycetes; Helotiales; Erysiphaceae
Source: the annotation of a GenBank genome assembly